Molecule: messenger RNA, 4546 nt
Organism: Sapajus apella (tufted capuchin)
Lineage: Eukaryota; Metazoa; Chordata; Mammalia; Primates; Cebidae
Gene: PRRC1
Product: proline rich coiled-coil 1
Exons: 9
Coding region: 155-1489 (444 amino acids)
Biological process (GO): activation of protein kinase A activity
Cellular component (GO): cytoplasm
Molecular function (GO): protein kinase A regulatory subunit binding
Source: RefSeq, a predicted model, not a curated record
CUUGUAGGCGGGGACGCGUGGAGGUGCGCUCUAAGCGUGUUAUCUUCGUUGUCUUCUCCAAGCGGUAGUUCUACGUCGCGACCACCCUAUCCUCCACUCUUCAGCGAUCACGCAGGCACUCUCCCGGUCCGCAGUAUAUCAUAAUUGAAGAAAAAUGAUGGAAGAGAGUGGAAUAGAGACAACACCACCUGGGACUCCUCCACCGAAUCCUGCAGGACUGGCUGCUACUGCUAUGUCUUCCACCCCUGUUCCAUUAGCAGCAACCAGUUCUUUUUCUUCUCCAAACAUAUCCUCCAUGGAGUCCUUGCCGCCACUCGCAUACUCUACUCCUCAGCCGCCCCUUCCUCCCGUGCGUCCUUCAGCGCCCUUACCUUUUGUGCCUCCUCCUGCAGUUCCUUCUGUCCCACCACUUGUUACCUCUAUGCCACCUCCUGUUCCUCUAUCAACUGCUGCUGCCUUCAGUAAUCCUGUGUCUCACUUCCCACCUUCAACUUCUGCCCCAAACACUCUUUUACCUGCACCUCCUUCGGGUCCUCCUAUAUCAGGAUUUUCUGUUGGUUCAACUUAUGACAUCACAAGGGGACAUGCAGGGAGAGCUCCCCAGACACCCCUGAUGCCAUCAUUUUCUGCACCUUCAGGAACAGGUCUUUUGCCAACUCCUAUUACUCAGCAAGCCAGUUUGACAUCUCUGGCCCAGGGAACUGGAACCACAUCAGCCAUUACUUUCCCAGAGGAACAAGAAGACCCUAGAAUUAACAGAGGUCAGGAUGAAGCAUCUGCUGGUGGAAUCUGGGGUUUUAUUAAGGGUGUGGCUGGGAAUCCUAUGGUGAAGUCGGUGCUUGAUAAGACAAAACAUUCAGUAGAAAGCAUGAUUACAACGCUGGACCCUGGCAUGGCUCCCUAUAUCAAAUCUGGAGGAGAAUUGGAUAUUGUAGUUACCUCAAAUAAAGAAGUAAAAGUUGCUGCUGUCCGAGAUGCCUUCCAGGAGGUCUUUGGCUUAGCUGUGGUUGUAGGGGAAGCUGGACAGUCCAAUAUUGCCCCACAACCAGUGGGCUAUGCAGCUGGAUUAAAAGGUGCCCAGGAACGGAUAGAUAGCUUGCGUCGAACUGGAGUGAUCCAUGAAAAACAGACAGCUGUGUCAGUAGAGAACUUCAUUGCAGAAUUGCUGCCUGACAAAUGGUUCGACAUUGGUUGUUUGGUGGUUGAAGAUCCCGUCCAUGGCAUUCAUCUAGAAACAUUUACACAAGCCACACCAGUGCCUUUGGAAUUUGUACAGCAGGCUCAAAGUCUAACUCCCCCAGACUACAAUCUGAGGUGGUCAGGCCUUUUGGUGACAGUGGGUGAAGUCCUGGAAAAGAGUUUACUGAAUGUCAGCCGGACUGAUUGGCACAUGGCAUUUACAGGCAUGUCUCGUCGACAGAUGAUCUACAGUGCAGCCAGAGCAAUAGCAGGCAUGUAUAAACAGCGUCUACCACCCAGGACAGUGUGAGAGGAGACUCACCUGGGAGACUGAGAUUUUCCCCCACUUUUAGCUUGAUGUUAAAGAAGUGGUUAUCGCUUCUUAAAUUGAAUAGCUUAAAUGAAUCCAGUAGUUUUUAUCAUUUUCCUGUAGACAAAAAGAAACAAAUCCUUUUUAUAAUCCUUUCACCUAUCAUAGUUCUCAAAAAAGAAAAUAUACAAAUAUAUUUACAGCAUAAUUUAAUAUACCAAAUUUUUAAAGUGGAAAUUCAUGUGCAGAGACAUUCCAUGUUCUUAAUUAUUUUGUUCUUUAAAGAAGACAUUAUUAAAGAACAUGUUGAUUGAAUGUUUAUAAAAGCAUGAUUUCUUUUUGCUUCAUCUCUUUCCUGUCAGUCUUUGACGCCUUUUGUAUGCGCAUAUGAUCUCAGGGCUGAUGCUGAGCAGCCUGCUCAACAGUCACCAUAAAACACCUACUCGUAGGGAGCUGUUCCACAUUUCUGUGCAUGUUUUCAAUAAUAUGGGCCAAAAUAAUGGAAUUGAUCAUUUUCUUUUGCUGUCAUAAUGUACACAUAUAGUUUGGAAAAUUAUACUUUUUUUCAAUUUUAAACAUAACUUUUGGCAUUUGUCAGAUUUAUAUUAUGAACAUUGGGGUAAUACAUUUUAUUUUUUCAUUACUAUAUGACAGCUAAGGGGCAAAUGAUUCAAGUGUAUUUUAAAUCAAAAGUAUUCAAAUUAUUUUUGUAUAAUGCUAUUGAGUACUUCCAAGAGUAAACGCUGACAACAGCCAUUGUUUCUGCUUCCCCUCAUAUUCUCUAAACGUUGUAAUAGAGACAUUUUUGAGAGAGGAUUACUUUAUUGCUUAUGGGAUAGUAUGUCUUUUACUUUAAUUAAGGCUACUUAUUUGGUUUGCCUUAAGUGUUACUUUUCUAACUUGGUGCCAUUUUGCCUUUACUUUUUAUGGGUGUCUUCAAAGAAACUAUUUUAUAUUCAAUCUAGUUUAUUUAGUCUAUUGUGUUUCUAUUUAGUGGAAGCCUUUUUCCCCUCAAAUAAUAUAUUUUACCAUUUUUGGAAAUAAUUAAAUGUUUUUUUCUUAAUACUGUUGAACUCUGUAUAUACAAGUUCAAACAACUUUUUUGAAGAUAGUUUCUUACAUAAAUGUAAUUUAAUUUUUUUACUCUUCUAUACAGUUCUUUAGAUGUAAAAGAAUUAGCACAAUCUCUGGCAGUUUUAUAAAAGAUGUUGAAGCUCUUGUCCUGCACUGUCUUUACAUAUAAGGUUUGCUUUGUAUUAAUUCCACUUCACGUAAUUAUUUGGUUUCUGCUAUAUUUUUACUUGAGAUUAAGAAGAAUGAAUAUUAAAUUUGAAAAUAUAUACAUUACUUUCCAAGCACUGUAUAAAGGCUGUUCAGUGAAUAUCAGUCUUCGGUGUCAUUAAGUUAUGAGAGACAGAAGAGAGAGGUAAUAGGUUGCUUUGGUGCACUUUGCUCCAGGAGUAACAGGGAGAGAAUACUUUCUUUUUCCUCCUUUAAGAGUAAAAGAAGCCUUUCUCUACCAUUUACUUCUACACUUUAUUUUAAAAAGCUGUCCUUUUCUAUUAGUGUUUCAUCAUGGCAGUGGCAUGAUGACAGAAACAGUCUUUCCUUACAGACUGAAGGGAAGGAUGUCCUUAAAAUAGUUCUUGUACUUUCUCUCCUAUUGCAAGGAAAUGUUACAGAUCCUAAAAAUAUCUUAAUUUUUCUUUGAUUUUUAUUUUAAGUCACAAAUGUCUUUUUUAAUGUUUUGAGAAUUGUUCUCAUAGAAUCAUAAACACUGACAUUUCAUUAGAUGAUUAUUUUCCUAGAAUCUUCAAAUAGCAGUGGUAGUUAUUCCAUGGCUUGGUUGAAGCUAGAUAAUGUUCCUGCCCCUGCUGACCUGGCAAGCCUUCUGCUCUUUAGAACAGUGUGAGUGGGUGAGGAGGAUUAGAGACAGGCAGAUGGAAGAGAGAAACACAUGAACUGGUCUGGCCUCUCUGGUUCUUUUUUUGGCCCAGAGUUUUUGAAAAGCAGCAGAGCAUGACUGACUUCACAUGCUCAGCUUUCUCAGCCUUUUGUUUAUUUUGUUGUCCUUAGAUUUCCCUGUUAUAAAAGGGGCAAGAAAAGUAACUCAUUAUCUCUAACACACCAUGCCUGCUUAGCCAGGCAGUCUUAGUGGUGGUGUUUGGGCAUAAGAUAUGCUGAUCAUAUUCAGGCCACUAAUCAUCCAGCCUGAGUGUCUGUUCCCUUUCUGCCCAUUUCCUUGUAACUGUUGUGCUAGCCUUGGCAGAGGGGGGGUGCUAUUUGCUUUAGUUCUUCCUCUGUCUUAGGAAAACCCAUCUUUAAUACUUUACUACUGUUGAGGUGGUUUUGUGAUUUUUUUCUUCUGAAGAGCUCCUGGUUAUAUAUUUUAAUCCAAAUUGAAUUUUAUAAGCUUGUACACAUAUAUUUAAUUAGUGUGAAAGAAAACAAAGAAUGCAGGAAAAAUAAUUUAACAUCAACCUUAGUCGACAAGGUGCUCAGAUUAUUCAAUCCAGGAUCCUCCUUUUGUUAGUUUUUUGAGAUAACCCCAGACCUAAACUGUCACAGACCUCUGAAUGUUGAGGCAGUGCUAGAAGUUUCCUCUUCUGAGUCUGUUUAUUACUUUCCCAUUCUUUGUUCCUCUUUCUUUUGAAGAUUAAUGAAGUUGAAAAUUGAGGUGGAUAAAUAUAGACAAAAAGAUAGUAUGAUAGUAUAAGUAUCUAAGAAUACAGAUGAAAGUGUGUUAUAUACAUUCAUUCAAAAUUAUGCAAGAUAGUAAUUACUCAGGGUUAACUAAAUUACUUUAAUAUGCUAUUGCAUCUUCCCUGUUCCUUGGCUAGAAAAAAUUAUAAACAGGACUUUGUAAUUGGGAAGCCAAAUUGAUAAUACUCUAUGUUCUAAAAGUUGUUGGGCUAUACAUAAGUUAUUAAGAAAUAUGUAUUUUUAUUCCCAGGAUAUGAUGUUCAUUUUAUAAUAUUAGACAGGAUGAUGUAUUGGAUAAAAUCAGUUUUGUAAGUAUGUAAAUAUGUCAUAAAUAAAUAAUGCUUUGAUUUAUUU